UAGAUUGACAGAUCAAAUAAAUACGAUCGAAUUAAAAUUUUAUCAUAAUUCUUAACAAAAUUUAAUACGUUACGAUAUUGGCUAUUGCAUAGCUUUUCCUCUAAAAUAAUAAUCCAACAUACAACUUAUUAUAUUCGGAAAUCAUAUUAUAUCAAGCCUUUUAAAAACUUACUCAACCGCAAAUCUUCAAUCCAUAAUUCAAAUGUCGUCCACUUCUAAAAUCGUACUUGGUUUAACCUGUCUUGUUACUACAGGAAUAGUUGGUUAUGUACAUAUAAAACAACAGUCGGACAGAGAAAAGAUGCAUGAAGGUGUUUUAAGAGAUACAGAGCGGCAACAAAGGAGAAAAAUAGAAAAUGUAUAUAUCCUGGAAAAACAAAAUGAAUUGACAAAACAACUCAAAAGGGACUUAGGCAGUAGUUAAUAAAACAUUACUAGUUUAGCUAAUUACUAUUUAUUCUUAUAACUAAG
This is a messenger RNA of Colias croceus (clouded yellow), 471 nucleotides long. RefSeq names its product protein PET117 homolog, mitochondrial. The record is from RefSeq and is a predicted model, not a curated record. Lineage: Eukaryota; Metazoa; Arthropoda; Insecta; Lepidoptera; Pieridae. Gene Ontology annotation, biological process: mitochondrial respiratory chain complex IV assembly. The transcript has 3 exons. Bases 203 to 424 code for a protein of 73 amino acids. Gene Ontology annotation, cellular component: mitochondrion.